This is a messenger RNA of Camellia sinensis, 1453 nucleotides long. RefSeq names its product dicarboxylate diiron protein, putative (Crd1) (gene CRD1). Gene Ontology annotation, cellular component: chloroplast thylakoid membrane. NCBI's taxonomy places the organism in Eukaryota, Viridiplantae, Streptophyta, Magnoliopsida, Ericales, Theaceae. The record is from RefSeq and is a predicted model, not a curated record. Gene Ontology annotation, molecular function: magnesium-protoporphyrin IX monomethyl ester (oxidative) cyclase activity; metal ion binding. Gene Ontology annotation, biological process: chlorophyll biosynthetic process; photosynthesis.
CCCACCCCACCCAUCUCCUAAAUUGCAACCUUCACAGAGCUCCAACAAUGGCAGCAGAGAUGGCCUUAGUAAAACCCAUCUCCAUCUCCAAAUUCAAUCUAACCAGAACCCCCACCACCACCACCAAAUUCUCCACCACCACCACCGCCAUGUCCGCCACCACCACCACCACCACGACGGGGCCAAUCAGGGCAAAGGCGGCGAAGAAGGGGAUAAAGGAGAGUCUACUGACGCCGAGGUUUUACACCACGGAUUUUGAUGAAAUGGAGAUGCUGUUUAACACGGAGAUUAAUAAGAAGCUGAAUCAGGAGGAGUUUGAAGCUUUGUUGCAGGAAUUCAAGACGGAUUACAAUCAGACGCAUUUUGUGAGGAACAAGGAGUUCAAGGAGGCUGCUGAUCAGAUGCAGGGACCUCUUCGCCAGAUCUUUGUUGAGUUUUUGGAGAGGUCUUGUACUGCUGAGUUCUCUGGUUUUCUUCUCUACAAAGAACUCGGAAGAAGACUCAAGAAAACCAACCCUGUGGUGGCCGAGAUUUUCUCUCUCAUGUCUAGAGAUGAAGCCAGGCAUGCUGGGUUCUUGAACAAGGGAUUAUCUGAUUUCAAUUUGGCACUCGACUUGGGAUUCUUGACAAAGGCAAGAAAGUACACAUUCUUCAAGCCAAAGUUCAUAUUCUAUGCAACAUAUCUAAGUGAGAAAAUUGGAUACUGGAGGUACAUAACCAUAUACAGGCAUCUGAAGGCGAAUCCAGAGUACCAAUGCUAUCCCAUCUUCAAGUACUUUGAGAACUGGUGCCAGGAUGAGAACCGCCAUGGCGAUUUCUUCUCUGCUCUGAUGAAGGCUCAGCCCCAGUUCCUCAAUGACUGGAAGGCUAAGUUGUGGGCUCGCUUCUUCUGCCUCUCGGUAUAUGUGACAAUGUACCUCAACGAUUGCCAACGCACAGCUUUCUACGAAGGCAUUGGCCUCAACACCAAAGAAUUCGACAUGCAUGUCAUCAUCGAGACGAACAGGACAACUGCAAGGAUAUUUCCGGCAGUGCCGGAUGUUGAGAAUCCAGAGUUCAAGAGAAAGCUAGAUCGGAUGGUGGAGAUCAACCAGAAGCUGAUAGCAGUUGGGGAUAGCGAAGACAUUGGUUUGGUGAAGAACUUGAAAAGGAUUCCUCUGAUUGCUGCACUUGCUUCUGAACUCUUGGCCGCAUAUACAAUGCCACCCAUUGAAUCAGGAUCAGUUGAUUUUGCAGAGUUCGAACCUCAACUUGUUUACUGAACAACACUUUUUGGGAGAAAAUUUGUUUUAAUUAGUCUCUUUUCUUCAGAUUGUUGUAUGAGUCUGUAGUUUACUGUUUGUAAUCACCACAAACUCUGUACUGCAUUAUUGGAUAAUUAAAUUGAGGAAACACUGUUGUAAAGAGGGCAACCCCUACUUUUGUUAGUAUAUUGUGGUAGAAAUUUGGAUCA